AUGUCUUCGUUUACUAUAAAAGUAGAGGUCCAUUCGAACCCUCUUGCACUAGACGAAACGUGGCGGAUCCCAGUUUUCGAUGGAGAAGCCUCCGAGUCAUUUCCACAAGCCACACCAAUAUCUAGCAAGUUAGAAUCAACUGCACAGCUUGCGGAUGAUGUGCAAGGCGUUUCUUACCCCAAGACGCCACUUGGAGUGGACCUUGCAGGGCUCUUUGCGGAGAACGUCCUAGCCAAAAUAUACAGAACUGCAACCGGAUCCAUCUCCUUCUCUGCGGAAUCCAGAGCAAACAUCUCCCAAGGCAUCACGCCCUCAUUGGAAUCAAUACCGCGUGCGUUUCCCGAGUAUGUGCCGCAGGAUGGACCAAGGUCCGGGCAUUACGAGCUUCGGGAGCCAGAGUUCUGGACAUGCGGUUUCUUUCCAGGAUCUCUUCACGGGAUCCUGGAGCGGCUCACGAGAUUCCCUCAGUCAAUAAAGCUUCCCAAUUGCAACAAUAACCGCGAGAAUCGGCUACAAAUUGCGAAACUUCGGUCUGACUUCUUCGCCUUGUGCCAAAUUUGGGCUGAGCACCUGCACGCCAUGGCAAGUCGAACCGACACACAUGAUAUCGGUUUCAUCAUCAUGCCAGCUUUGCGACUGAACUGGGAGCUCACGGGCAACACAAGAACCCUCGACUCCAUCAUCCGCGCCGCACAAAGCCUUGCAUCUAGAUUCGUGCCGUCAGCGAAAGCCAUACGCAGCUGGGACGCAAGGAUCCAAAAGAACAUCCAAAUCACUUGCAUGGAUCAGAAUCUCAUUCUCAUUAUCGACAGCCUCUGCAAUCUUGAUCUUCUUUACUAUGCCUCGAACCACUGUUCGGAUGGAGCCGAACUAUAUGACAUUGCAACAGCGCACGCUACCACGCUGCUGCGAACCCAUCUCAGGCCUGAAAACUUUACUUCGGCCUCUGACAACGCAUAUCGAGGACGGUGCUAUUCCACUUACCAUGUCGCUAAUUUGGAACCACAGACGGGGAAUAUCAAAAAGCAGUUCACUGCGCAAGGCCAUUCAGAUACCUCAACGUGGGCCAGGGGUCAGGCCUGGGCAAUUCUUGGAUACGCACAAACGUACAUGUGGACCAAGGACAAGAAAUUCCUUCAAGCGUCCUGCGGCCUGGCCGAGUACUUUAUGCACCGGCUAGAAGCUGGCCCGCCCUUUUUGGACGCCGACAUGGCGGAUAACAUCAUUGAUGCGGCGCCCGGCAGGCAUCGCGGAGGCCGCUACGUGCCCUUGUGGGAUUUUGAUGCCCCCAUCGAGGAUCCUUCGACCCCGCUACGAGACUCUUCUGCUGGAGCCAUUGCGGCCAAUGGAAUGCUUGUCCUUUCUCAGGGGCUGGCAGGCGCGGGGUAUGACAAUCUAGCGGCUAGAUUUCGCAGCUCUGCCAUAGACCUAGCUCACGACCUCGUCAACUUUGCUGUCGCUCCGGAGAAGGCUAGGUUCGUGGCCGGAGCAAAUGGUGACGUCCGGGUAGAGGAUGUCAUUCAAGGGUGCACAUUCGACGGUAUUCUGAAGUUUGGGACAGCGAACAAUAACGAGAAUGCACAGAAGCGAUACGCUAAUCAUGGGCUAGUAUACGGUGAUUACUAUUUGGUGGAACUUGGAAACCGACUCCUCAGGAUGGGAUUAGACUAG
Molecule: messenger RNA, 1671 nt
Organism: Venustampulla echinocandica
Lineage: Eukaryota; Fungi; Ascomycota; Leotiomycetes; Helotiales; Pleuroascaceae
Exons: 1
Coding region: 1-1671 (556 amino acids)
Biological process (GO): polysaccharide catabolic process
Molecular function (GO): chondroitin hydrolase activity
Source: RefSeq, a predicted model, not a curated record